UAUUUCCCACCACUCCUCACUUAUUUCCACCUUUCAUCUCAUUUCAUCUCAUCACACAAAACCACUUUUCCGGUGAAAUUCUCUUCCAAACGCAAAUGUAAGAAGAAAGAAGAAGAAUAAUCGAGGAGUGGAAGAUCCUUGGAAAUGGUGCGUUGUUGAAUGGGCAAUGUUACAGGACCGGUGGCGGCGAGAUUGGCGUUUUUCCCGCCGGAGCCAGCGACGUACGAGAUUUCGCGGGAGCGGGACGGGAAGGUGGUGAUUUCUGGCGUGAGCGGGGACAAGAACUUGGAGGCUCACGUGCUGGACACGAAGGGUGGAAACAAGAUCGUUGCGACGUUCUGGAAGCAUCCUUUUGCCAGGUUCACCUUGCUCUAUUCCCAUGGCAAUGCCGCUGAUUUAGGUCAGAUGCAUGACCUCUUCCUCGAACUCAGGGCACACCUCCGCGUCAAUAUCAUGAGCUAUGACUAUUCAGGAUAUGGAGCCUCUACAGGUAAGCCAUCAGAGUUCAACACAUAUUAUGACAUAGAGGCCGUGUAUGAUUGUUUGAAGAGAGAGUAUGGAGUUGAACCACAAGAGUUGAUUUUGUAUGGCCAAUCAGUUGGUAGUGGGCCCACAAUACACUUGGCUACUAAGUUACGGAAUUUGAGAGGUGUUGUUAUUCACAGUGGAAUCCUUUCAGGGAUAAGAGUCUUGUAUCCUGUCAAGGUCACAUUUUGGUUUGACAUAUUCAAAAAUAUAGACAAAAUAAGGCAUGUUGACUGUCCAGUCUUAGUUAUUCAUGGAACUAAUGAUGAAAUCGUUGACUGGUCCCAUGGAAAACGAUUGUGGGAACUUUCGAAGGAAAAAUAUGACCCUUUGUGGGUGAAGGGUGGGGGUCAUUGCAACCUCGAGGCUUUUCCUGAGUACAUCAAGCACUUGCGCAAGUUUCUAAAUGCGAUGGAGAAAAUCUCAAUCACAGGAGAGACAAACAAACCACUCACCCAAAAUCCUCCUAAUACUGAAACCAAACAUAAUUCUGAAUCCAAACAAAACAAAUGUUUAAGAUUUGGUCUAAUGAGAUAGCUGGAUCUGUUUCAGCUUUUAAAAGUAGGAAAGCAGAACCAUGGCUUCAUGGCAAAUUCUUCAUACACCUUCACAUUUUCCUCCUCCAUGUAAAAAUUCUAAUUUUGCCCCUUUUAAAUUAUGUGAUUCUGAAAUUAAAAAAAAAAAUGAUUUUGAAACUGUACAAUUCGAAAAGUUUUCAAAUUAGAAGUCAUUGUUUUUUAAGAUUUUUAGACGAAGUUAAAAAACUUGUACCUGUGUGAAUUGCACCACGUGGAAUCUAUUUUCUCUAUAUAUAAAAAAAAAACGUUUGGAUUGUAAAAUCUGAAAUGUAGAAACAAAAAAUGACUUCUAAAAGUAAAGAAGUUUAAGAAAAAAAAUAAUUUUUAGAUUGCACAAUUUGAAAAUCGUAACUUUUGGGUUGUACAAUCUAAAAAUCAAUUUUGGCAUAAUUUGAAAGUCAUUUUUAAUUUUUGGUACAAUCUGUUAGUUAUUUUUGACUUCUAAAUUACACAAUCCAAAAAAUCUAUUUUUAAUUUAUGUUUAUAAUUUAAAACCUUUUUUGUAAAAAAAACAAAGUGAGUUUCAAGUGAAAGUACAGUUCAAAAGUCAUUCUUGAUUUUUGGAUUCUAAAAUCUGAGAGUUGUUUUUUACUUCUAGGUUAUAUAAUCCAAACAGAAUAAAACAAGAAUUUGAAUAAAAACAGGACCGUUUAUAUUCAUACGUAGCAAGAUGAAAAAUAUGGAGGUGCGCGAAGAAUUUGCCUGGUUUGGUUGAAGGUUGAGACCCAAGAUUUGGAUACUUGAGUGGAGAAAGUAACAAGUGGUGGUUAAUUAUAGUGUAGAUAUAUCUAGCAAAGUUGAGUUUAUGAAUACUAUUGAGAGUGGAUAAACAUGUGUUUUUGUAUUCUCAGCAUGCAA
Messenger RNA from Vigna unguiculata (cowpea), 1961 nucleotides. RefSeq lists its product as uncharacterized. Lineage: Eukaryota; Viridiplantae; Streptophyta; Magnoliopsida; Fabales; Fabaceae. The record is from RefSeq and is a predicted model, not a curated record.